Messenger RNA from Tripterygium wilfordii, 1611 nucleotides. Its product is annotated as abietadienol/abietadienal oxidase. The transcript has 10 exons. Gene Ontology annotation, molecular function: monooxygenase activity; iron ion binding; oxidoreductase activity, acting on paired donors, with incorporation or reduction of molecular oxygen. Gene Ontology annotation, biological process: multicellular organism development; brassinosteroid homeostasis; brassinosteroid biosynthetic process. The record is from RefSeq and is a predicted model, not a curated record. The coding region runs from base 86 to 1549 and encodes 487 amino acids. Lineage: Eukaryota; Viridiplantae; Streptophyta; Magnoliopsida; Celastrales; Celastraceae.
CAAAAUUAAAGCAUUAUUAUCAGCUAUCUGCUUUGAUCUUCUUGCAAGGUUGCAGCUCUUGUGUCUUUCUUCUAUCUAUCAGGAUAUGGAAGUUUACUCAGGAGGACUAGUGUGGGUGUUGAUAAUCAUUUGUCUGUUUUUCUUCACAUUUGUCCUUGCGAAAUAUUUGCUGAGAAGAAGGAAAUUUGAUCAUCUGCCACCAGGAAGAAGAGGAUGGCCAUUGAUCGGCAAUAGCUUGAGCUGGUAUGCUGCUAUUGCAAGCUCUCAUCCCUCUCAAUUCGCUCAAGAACAAGCAAAAAGAUAUGGGAAGAUCUUUUCUUGUCGCCUAUUUGGCGAAUGGUCUGUGGUGUCAGUUGAUCCAACAUUCAACCGAUUCAUCAUGCAGAAUGAAGGGAAGCUGUUUCAGUCAAGCUAUCCAAAAUCUUUCAGAGACUUAGUUGGAAAAAAUGGGGUGAUUACAGUUCAAGGAGAGCAACAAAGGAGAUUUCAUGCAAUCGCAGCAAACAUGAUGCGUGUAGAGAAGCCCAAAUUCCAUUUCUUGGAGGAUAUUCAGAUGGUUAUGCAGCAAACUCUGCAGAAAUUCCAUGACAAUGAAACCAUUCUUCUCCAGGAUGUCUGCAGAAAGGUGUCUAUCAAUCUAAUGGUUAAUCAACUCCUGGGUGUAUCAAGUGAAUCAGAAAUCAACGAGAUGGCUCAAUCAUUCUCUGACUUUGUUGAUGGCUGCAUUUCUAUUCCCAUCAAUUUUCCAGGCCUCCCCUACCACACAGCAAUGAAGGCAAGGGAGAAAAUCAUAAGCAAGAUAUACAAAACCAUAGAGAUGCUUAGACAGCUUCAGGGUGCAUCUCAAGUGGGGAAUGGUGUACUCGGACGGCUAGUGAACGAAGAAAACUUAGCUGAUGAGACCGUAGCCGACUUCAUUAUCAAUCUCCUUUUCGCUGGCAGUGAAACAACUGCAAAAACAAUGCUUUUUGCAGUCUAUUUCCUUACUCAUUGCCCUACAGCAAUGAAGCAACUUCUGGAUGAGCAAGAAGGUCUGAGAAGAUCAAAAUCUGUUGAAGACAAAAUGCUUUCAUGGCAGGACUACAAAGCCAUGUCUUUCACUCAAUGUGUUAUUGAUGAAACGCUCCGACUUGCUGGCAUUGCAAUCUGGUUAAUGAGGGAGGCAAAAGAAGACGUUGUUUAUGAAGAAUAUAUGAUUCCCAAAGGGUGCUCUGUUGUUGCAUUUACUGCUGGAGUGCAUUUGGAUGAGAAUGUGUACAAAGGAGCUCUCACCUUCAACCCAUGGAGAUGGAUGGACCCAGAAAAACAAGAAAUGAGAAAUUGGCGAAGUAGUCCUUUCUAUACUCCAUUCGGAGGAGGAGCUCGGUUUUGUCCCGGUGCAGAAUUGGCUAGACUGCAAAUUGCACUCUUUCUCCAUUACUUUGUAACUGCAUAUAGGUGGACUCAACUCAAGAAAGAUCGGAUGUCAUUCUUUCCAUCGGCUCGAUUGGUCCAAGGCUUUCAUAUUCGCUUGAACAGACGACAUCAAUCCGUUAAGAAAGUCCAGUGAAAUAUUAUUAUAGGGGAUAUUUUAUUAUUUCUAAUAUGAUUAUAUAAUUUAUGCACGUCACA